This is a messenger RNA of Penicillium concentricum, 1731 nucleotides long. Its product is annotated as putative C2H2 transcription factor. Gene Ontology annotation, cellular component: chromatin. The coding region runs from base 1 to 1731 and encodes 576 amino acids. Lineage: Eukaryota; Fungi; Ascomycota; Eurotiomycetes; Eurotiales; Aspergillaceae. Gene Ontology annotation, molecular function: zinc ion binding; DNA-binding transcription factor activity, RNA polymerase II-specific; RNA polymerase II cis-regulatory region sequence-specific DNA binding. The transcript is spliced from 5 exons. Gene Ontology annotation, biological process: regulation of transcription by RNA polymerase II; DNA-templated transcription. The record is from RefSeq and is a predicted model, not a curated record.
AUGAUGCCGUGGGGCCUCACUAUGGAGGAUUUGCAAAACUUUGGCACAAGUCCGAUUGAUACCUUCUUCGAUCCAGCUUCUAUGCAAAAUGCUAGUCCAAUUUGGCCGAAUUUCUUGGCAUUAACUUCCGAAAGCCCAGCACCUUUUGAAAUGCCUGCUUCUAGUGACAGCCCCCAGAAAUCGCUGCACUUUCUGGACAAAUUUACUAGUCACACAGGUCUAGUGUCGAGCUUUGACUGCGGCACCCACGAGCAAAGAGAACAAGUUGCUGCCAGCUUAGACCAGCAAAUCCUGUCUCAGAUACAGCAGAGAAUAACGUCACUGGCAGCCAUGGGCAUGGAUGCCCCACCUCCCCUGAUAUUGGAAAAUAACAGUGAUACAAAUUCAACCAGCGAAUUACCACUCAAUUGGUUCAAUGACCCACUUUCCUUGAAGACACAUGAGAUUCUUCUUCUAAUUGAAGAAGUGGUCACGAUCAAACCGCGCAACAGCUCUGUCACCUUAGACUGGUCAUCAGCACUCAAGGAUGCAUGUGUGCAAUUCUUCUCUCCUUCAAAUAUAAGAAGAUUUCUGGGGCUCUACUGGGCAAUAUGGCAUCCUAACGUGAACUUUGUGCACCGGCCUACCUUUGACAUGCUGGCAGCGAAGCCAACAGCCCUAGCUGCAAUGACUUUGAUGGGUGCCUGUGUAUCACCUGAUAUGCCUGACAACGAAGAUGCACGCACCUGGUUCAACUGUGUGGAAGAAAUGGUUUUCAUUGACGAUGAUUUCAACAGUGAUUUGACUCACCAAUCCUCUGACAAAAUGGCCAUGCAAAGACGAAAGAUUCAGGCUGUACAGGCUGCCUACAUAGUCUGCCUUUAUCAGAACUGGGAGGGCACGGAUGCGAGCAAGAGUCGAAUUCGACGUUACCGUUUUGCUACCCUGGUAUCCACCGCUCGUGAUAUUGGUAUUACGGCGGCGACACAUUUGAACUACAGCGAGCAAGGCCGUCAUGAGUUUGAAUGGAAAGAAUAUGCAGCUAGGGAGGAACUCAUCCGUUUAUUCACUUGGAUCUUUCUACUAGACUCAGCCUUUGUGAUUUUUAACAACCUUCCUCCGCGGAUGGUCAUCAAAGAAAUAAGGAUGCAUAUGGCAACACCGGAAGCUUGCUUCCAAGCGACAACGGCAGACCAAUGCCACCACCAACUCCAACUUUUCCUGCCUGCAAGGAGUCUCUACUGGACGAUCUCGUUCCGUGGGUCAUUCGAGUCGCUAUGUAAAGACGAUUUAUCCCUCAAUAUCCGCCACCUCCUCGCUACCCUGGGUCCAUUGAAUUUAUUUGCAUUAACAUCAGCAAUUCAUUCACAAAUCUUCCAAUUCCGCAGCGCGGUGGGCAGCUUCCAACUCCGAGCUCCCAUACAAAAUGCACUCAGCAAUUGGCGAGAUAUCUGGCACUUGUUUUCCACGACAUUCCCCCAAGGAAUUAUGCCGCACAUGACAAUCGAAGACCCUCACAUUCAACCUGAUGAGCUCUGGAGACGAAUGGGAUUCUGCCGCUAUGCCCCCGAGUACUGGCUUCUAGCCCAUCUGAUGGCAGAUCGAUUGGCAGUACUUGGAACAUCUAAGCCGGAGAAUGAGUUGGAGCCGCUCGACGAGGGCCUGCUGGACCCAAUUCUGAAUCGAUAUGAUCAAACUAGUAUGCGCCAGAUUAAUGAUCUGAUUAUGGGCUUUCAGACAUUCCAGAUUUGA